UAAAAAAAGUUGAAAGCAGGUGUAACACAAAGUGUUUUUAUGUUAAGCAGUGUGCAGACUAAAACAAAACAAAAUUAUUAAUGAAAGCAGCUCAGUUUUGGAUUAAGUCAACUUUGUUAAUAUCGAGUCAAAGAGAACAGCUACAAAAAUGUCAUCGCCUAUAGCAACGGAGUGUUAAAUGCACUAAUACUUACAUUUACAUAUUAUAAAUGUCUACAAAGUGUAAAAGAAUUUAAGAGCAACAUAAUUAAAGGAACACAAAGUACAUCCAAAGUGUAGCAAAAAAUAUUAAAUUCCUCAACCUGUCGGGCACACCGCCUACGUCUCCAACACCGUCCAGGAGAACAAAGCGAGACCCGACACCAAAAUGACCCGCUUUCGCAUAAAAAAUCUUAAAAUCCUCUCGUGCUGUCUCAGUGUUUGGGUCACGCUCUUUGGCGGCGCCCUUCAUCUGGCACGCUGCAGUGAAUUUCCCGAGCGCGAAUGCUGCGAUUUGACCACCACCUCGACAGUGGGUCCUCUGCCAUUGCCGCCGCCGGCCCUGCCCACCGACAAAUCAUUAUCAUCGGCCACAACCGCCUUGGAGACAGACCUGAAUCUAACAAUUGGCCGUUCAGGUUCGACCAUUAAGGGCGCCAUCGCGAUAUUGAAUUGCAUUUUGGCGCGUCAAUUAUGCUUUGAGGAUCCCUCAUGUUCGGCAAUUUUGGAAAUUAUUCCCCGCGUCUGCGGACCCAUACCAGUGUCCUGCAGCACGGUGACGGUAACUAAAUGCCAAGCGGCACUUCGCACGUUGCAGGCGUUUCAAUUCUUUCGUCCUACCUGCCUGUGCAAGGAGCCCGGCAUGGAUCCCGAUUGCAAUCAUUUUCGGGAUUUUCUGUUCGAUCAUCCUUGCGGAUUUGUGCUCAAAAAAGCCGAAAAGGAUCCCUAUCCGAUUGAUGCUCUGCCCACGUGCAAUCAUGCGCUGUCCGUGUGCCAGCAGGAACGCAAAUGCCUAAAGCUCUUUGAGGAUUUCAAGACGCACUGCAAAGUGCGCGACAAUAAGUGCAAAAUGGAAAACAGGGAUGCCUGUCAUGAUGCCUGGACUAAUCUACGCCUAUCGCCCAUGUUCGGCUGUAUCUGCCCAAAUAAUCAUAUGAAAAAGCGCUGUGAUCGUAUUUUUAAUAUUGUUAAUCACAAUCCGUGUGUGGAUAGAAUAAUAUUUUUCCCCAACGGUUUGCCAAAGCUAAAACCAAAGCCGAAAACGAAGCCGAAGCCAACGCGCAAGCAGAAACAAAAGCACGGACCUCGCAUCGGCCAUGCCUUUAAUGGCACCGAGCUCUUGUCGAACAACAUCGAGUACCAGUACCAUGACGAGCCAAACAACGGGCACAGCAUGGACCAGGAACGCCAGUUGGCCGAGGAGGGAGAAGAGGAUCAGGCGGAAGAUGAUGAGGAUUCGGAUGAUGAUGACUAUGAUGAUCGCAUACGCGCUGAAAUUUAUUCCAACUAUCCGCAUUAUCUGCACCCGCCCUCGUGGGGCAUUAACAAUCCGUUGGUGCUUGCCUCGCACAGUCCGCACACCUCCGAGGACGACGAUGUGGUCGUCGAAGUGCCCACCACUACGCGACAUGGCCACAAGAAGCAGCCGCUAGAUGAGAUGGAGCGCAGUGUUGUAGACGAUGUUGUGGUGGUAGUUGAUGCUGGUCCUGGGCCGCAUCAGCACACGCACACCCGGCCACACACGCACACCUACUAUGCCCAUGGCAUGGAGCCGUCGACCACCGUGGGAACUAUUGGAUCCAUUGGAUCCUCCUCGAGUUCGCCUAACACUGGCACCAGCACGCACAAAACUGCACAUCUUGGCGAUUUAGUCGCCGGUAGCGAUAUAACCCACCGCACCCACUCCGCCGACACCAUGGAAGAGAGAGUAAGAAUAUUGGGCAUGGACGAGAAAUUGCAUCAGAGAAUCUUCGAUGAUAAUUUGGCGCUUAUUGAUACGCCAUUAAUAGAGACGGGCGGCUCGGCGAGCAGCUUUAAUUAUCCGGGCUCGGUGUCCAACUCGCUGCACGGCGUGCUCAGCUAUCCGUUCAAUAUAAGCGGCUUCCAUCAGCGCCACAUGGCAGCGGGUGCAUCGGCAGCCGCCGGAAAUGAGUCGCCAUUCGAUAUCGUUGAUACGGGCUACGGCUACGCCGGCCAUGGCAAUGGCAAUGGCAACGGAAACGGAAAUGGCGGUGUUUACUAUCAAAGUGGUCAGGAUGUUGAAGUUGACCUCUCAACGGAAAUAAUCAAGCAACACUUUCAGAGUACCUGCCACACAGCACUGGAUACCUGCCGGGAUGAUCCAGCCUGCUCAUCAUCGCUGCAGCCAAUGUUGAUUCACUGUGAGCUGCAUCGCUGCAAUCGCAAUGCGUGCAUGACAUCAUUGCAGUCCUUCUACAAAGGACCGCACGAGGACUUGAAUCUGGACAUUGCCUUUUGUCUAUGCAAGAAAGCCACCAGCAACAACAACAACAACAACAGUCCGAGCCAGCAGAACGGCAAUCGGCCCGACAUGUGCAUGAUUGCACAGGAAAAACUGCAUCCCGUCUGCGCACAGAGGCCGCCCGAUAACAAUAAUCCAGCCAGCUCCAAUGGCAUUUACUACCAUCCGCCGCCCGCGUGCCAUGUGGUUGCCGACAGCUGCAAAGAGGAUCGCGAAUGCAGGCUCAAGCUGGAGUAUUAUGAGCAGGCCUGUGCCGUGGACAGUGUGACCAAGAAGUGUGCCGGCCGUCCCAGUGGCUGUCGCACCGCAAUGAUUGGCAUACUGGGCACCAUGCUGCGCACCACAUGUGCCUGCCAGGGCACAGAUCCACAGCAUCUUUAUCAGUGCGUCGGCUGGCGUCGCCUGCUCUGGAUGAAUCCCUGCGUGGUUGAGGCACAAAAGGACUUUCAUAUGAAGCGGCUGGCUGAGUUGGGCUUCCUAACUACAACCACAACGACAACAACUACCACGACAACCACGACGACGACGACACGCGCACCACCACCACCACCGCCACCACCACCGACCACACCAACAACUACGACCAGCUUGCAGCCGAAGCAAACGCCAAGAAAGCCGGCAACGCAUAUCUUUAAGGCAAAGGAGAAAUCUGAGCCAGCAUCGGUGGAACACAAUUAUCUCGAUCCGCCCGAUUCGGUGCCGUUGCACAGCGGAAACGAUGCCAGCGGAAACGGCGGAAAUGACGAUUAUCAUGGCGGCAAUGAACACGACAAUAAUCACGGCAAGGGGCAUGCACAUGGACACGGGCAUGGCAAUGGCAAUGCCAACAGCAACGGCAACGGAAAUGGCAAGGGCGACCACCGGCGGCAGGGCAAGAAGAAUGGAAAUGCCCAAAACGCUGGCCUUGGCAGGCAGGGCGUAGAUUUCGAUGAUCCGGUAAUUUUUGUUGACCAAAUGGAAACAACAGAGCUGGUGCACAGCAUCAGCCACACAGAGCCGACAACCACAACGACCACAACAAUGGCGACCACAACAACAACGCAGCCGCCAAGAAACUGUGUGGUGCAACGACCUCAUCAAAGCGAUCAACUCAUUCGCGAGGGCAGCAGCAAGCGGAUCUACUCGUUGGACGACGCUGAAUGCAGCGAACUGUGCAGCUGCGGCGACUCGCUAACUCUCACCUGUCACGCCCUCUGCGUACCCUUUGCACCUUGCCGCACCGCUCUGGCGUUCUACAGUCACGCCUCGCCGGCUUAUCAGGCGUUCCGCGGCCGUUGCCUCUGCUACUCGGGACGUUUCAUCUGCAUGAAGCCGCCGCUUGGGGAUUACAUUCUGCCAGGAGGCGUCUUCUUGCUGCUGGGCUACAGCGCCGCCGAUGAGGCGCUGCUGCGACCUCACACCAAUCUGGGGGUGCAGGAUGCGGUGCGUGCCCUGCAACAAUACGUGACAACCUACAUCAACAAUCAGACGCAUUGUACAUUGACACUGUUCAACAUGACCGAGGAGAACAUCAUCAUAGCUGCGCGGCUGCCGCAUGAUGGCAAGCUAAAGGACAUCGAGCUGUUGCGCCGUGAAAAGGACGAAUGCACCGCGAUACUGAAGACCAUCAGUCAUCAUAUCAACACCGAGCACAAUGAGCUACAAUCCCACCGACUGUUAAGCAUUUUCAAAAUGUCCGAAGUCGAUGUCGUCUGGCCGGAAAGCACGAGCGCGGCUCGCAGUGGCCAGACAGCAGCCAGCCGCCUGCUCUCCCUGCUGUUGCUCUCGUUGGCACUAACCGUCCGUGGCACGCUCCGUAUGAGCAAUGCGCCCAGCUGGCGAGCGGCCGCAACAUGACACGGCAGUUGAAGCAGCAGCGUUAACUAACUGCAAGUGGUUUAAUUGUAAGCUGGUGUAAGGGGUGGGGUCAAAUACGAUACUACACUAAUAUAUAUAUAUAAAACAUUAUAUAUAUAUAAAACAUAUAGAGAGUAUACUACAUAGGAACAAGAAUGGGUGUGUAUGAGAUAUCUAGAUGUGAAUGUAGCUACAGAAAAAACCUAUACAAGCAUUAUACUCGAAUAUUCAGCAGCAUUAAAUGUGAGUUAGUAUAGUGUUAAGCGUCUACAUAUAUGAUAUAAACAAUUAGCAAAAUGUGUUGUAUACUUUUAGGGGCUAGCAGAUAUUUUGGGCGCUUUGUUGUUAACUUGAAGAUGCAGUCUUACUUUUUGAUACGAACUUACACUACAUGUGAGGCAUUAAGUAAUUGAUACACCAUUCGACUAACGAUAAAGAUUAACUUUACAUACUCAUAAAAGUGAAGGAAACAAACUGCUGUCUACAUAAUAAUUAUCUUAAAAUAAUGGGAAAAUAUCUACAAUUUACUAAAGAUAGCCAUAGCCAUAGCGUUUAAAGUAAAUAUAUUUACAUAAUGAUCAUGAAAAACAUCUGAAAAAAAAAACGUGUAAAUAGACUUGGUAAGUGUUUAAGGUUUACAUCUACAUAUAUUCUUACAUAUGUAUAUGGAGAGCAUACACGUAGCUAGUGUUUUAUACGAUUAAAGGCAUAUUAACUUACUUACAUCCAACAUUCAUUAUCAUCGCCACACCACACAGCCCAGAGUUAAUUGCACUUUUUUUUACAGUAAAUGCCCCAUUAUUGUUUUAUUGUUGACACAAUUAAACACAAGAACAAAAUGUGGCCAGCGGCAACCAGCAGUUCAAAUACCCUUCUGCUGCUUCACCUUUCAAAUAUUUGAUUUUAUUUCAUUCAAAUGUUUUUUAAAAUAAUAUUUAAAUUUAAUUCAAAAUAUUCAUUUGCCUUAUUUCUUGAGGACUCUCAUUAUCACAUCUUUAUAAAUCACUUUUUCGACAAUCCUCCAAACUUCAUGAUAGCAUGCGGGAUGCAUCUUCUGCAAGGGUAUACAAAAUGAAUGGCUUGAGCCAUAUUAAAAUUUUAUUAUAUUUUUUGAGGUGCGAACAUCUACUGCACACAUAUUGCUUUCGCUUCUGAUAAUUAUAUUUGCCCAUGUGAAAUACAUUUGUUAAUUUAUUUCAAAGUUUUUCACACAAUUUCCAGCUGUUCGAGGCGCGAAGAUAAUUACGGUUUCAUUAUCAAUUAUAAUUUGCAUGGACGAGCACUUAAAUUAUGGCGGUUUUCCGGCAUUUCUUUUUAAACAUUUAAUAUGUUCUUUCGACCUCUAGAUUUCUUACUGUAGAUUGAACUGUCUUCAUUUUAAAAGGUUUCACAUCGUGCAGCCCCUGAUUUGCUCUUCCCCAAAAUGCUGUAAAUAAAUUGAGAAUAUACUACGUUUUAUCAAAUACUAACAGUACAUAUCAAAGUGAACACCUAAAUAUACACAAAAUGCCGUAUUAACUAACCCUUUGUACAUAACUCUAUAUACAUAUGUACAUACAAAUAUACACAACGAUAUACAAAAGUAUGAAAAGCAAACUAGCAUAAACUAUGGAUAACAGAAAAAGAAGAAUAAAAAUAUUAAAAACAAAUAUUGCAAUCUAACCAACAGCAGUAAAAAGAUAGUAAUUGUACAUUGAACCAAACUUCAGUUGCACGUUAAGUAAGGUAUGUAAGAACUACUAGAUAUUGUAAAUGUAGGAAUAAAGAAAUGCUUAAAUUCUAUGAAUAUUAAUUGAGUAUUUUCGUUAUGUGACGCUCACACUCCCACAAACACACAACAACACACUUUAAGCCUAAGCUUGACCAUUUGAUAAAGGUGUUAAGCAAACUUCACACACACCCACACACACACACGCACACACUCGCAUUCACGCAUGUCUGAUGAGUGUUAUGGUGUCAAGUGUAGAGUGUAAAGUGCGCUGAAGAAAUGGUCACAAUCAUGAAAAAAUGUCUUCCUUAAUGCAUAUACAUGACGAUAUGUGUUACAUAUUCAUAUAUAUAUAUAUAUAUAUAUAUAUACAUAGUACAUGCUAACUUGAUAUACCUAAAUAUACUCGUAUACCUAUUAUACUAUACGUUAUAACGCUAUUGGUGCACCCUGGCCUACGCUUCAGUUAGUGAAUACUAGUCAAAAGAAAAAGAAUUAUGCCAACCAAAAAUGGGUAAUUCAUAUGAUUACGAUUAUCGAUUAACUUGCAAAUUAUACCACUGUUGACACUAUUAUAGCAAAAAUUAAAUACCUAAAAGCAGCAAAAUAAAAACGAAAAAGAAUAAAUACGUAUAUAUAGUACUUUACGAUACAUAUGAGAGAAUUAUGUCCUCAAAAUAAAUAUACAAAUAUACUUAAAUAUAUAUACAUGCAUAUAUAUACCACUUAUGUACUAAAUUACAUACACAACUUAUGUUCGAGCAUUGAGCAUUGCAAUGCACUUGAAUAGUUCCCUAGGCCACCAAAAUGCAAGCGACCUUUAAUGGAGAGAAACUGCUUUUAGAACAGCUUGUAGCUACUUAAUAUUAGACGAAUUUAAAGUGAGAUAUUAAUCCAAAAGUAAAAGCCGUUGUCAGACCGUUUUCGCAUAAGUAUCGUAAGUACCUGCAAUCUCAAUGGUAGACCAGAUAUUAUCCAAAAUCCUCUUCGAUUGUAUAAGGAGUUUGCCGGGAAUACUUACGCAACUAAUCUGCAUUGCAGCAUCUGAUAUCUGCAUAUAUGUAAAUCUAACCGCUCUAACCAUUCGAUUCUUGUUUAUGUCCCUUUUACUUUGUCAUUGUGCUCUCGGGGCGGCACAGCACGAGGCGCAGCUACAAUGUAAAGUACCGUUAAAAAGACAAAAGAAAAGAAAAAUGAAAAAAAAGAAUAGUCAAGAAAACUGCAACUAGAUCUAUACUGUUAAGGGAGAAACUACAUAGAAAAUGUAGCAGGAACCUAUGUUAAAUGAUAGCAAAAAAAAUAAAAAUAAAUAAAUAAAUAAAAAUGGGGAAAACAACAUAAAAUAUGCAUGAGGAAUAUCAAAUAAGUUGAGGAAUUCAAGUUAAGCCUAGCGACAGCAAACUAAACGGAACACAAUAUAGAAAAUAGAGAAAUAUGCUAUGGUAUGUACUUAAGUAAGAGAUAGAUGUAUUACUAUGUCGAGGGCUUUACAUAAAACUAUGUAAGCAAAAGUCCAUGAAGCAACCAGCAGCAAAAGCCAGGCAUAAGAGGGUCGUGGCACAUUUAUAAUGAAUAAUGAAAAAAAGCAUUGUAAAACAACAAAACAAAGAAAAGAAA
Messenger RNA from Drosophila montana, 7622 nucleotides. It is a transcript of the gene Gfrl, whose product is annotated as Glial cell line-derived neurotrophic family receptor-like. Gene Ontology annotation, molecular function: signaling receptor activity. Bases 368 to 4297 code for a protein of 1309 amino acids. Gene Ontology annotation, biological process: nervous system development. The record is from RefSeq and is a predicted model, not a curated record. Gene Ontology annotation, cellular component: signaling receptor complex; external side of plasma membrane. NCBI's taxonomy places the organism in Eukaryota, Metazoa, Arthropoda, Insecta, Diptera, Drosophilidae. The transcript is spliced from 19 exons.